AUGGGCGAUUGUCACUCUACCCUUCAACAAUCACACCAGCAGAACACUCAAUCCGAGUCCUUGCCGUCGUCAUCUGCCCGUACCGAGUCGUCAUGGGUGCUUCCUCCUAUACCUACCUUUGAGGAGCUCGGCCUUCGCUUUGAUAGAAAUCGCACUACCAGCAUGAAUCCCAUUGUCGAGGACGAGCGUCUCCAUGUAGAGUCUCGGCAGCAUCAGGAGCAGCACAUACAGGAUCAGAGGGAUAUUCAUCGUGGUGUCACAAACGCUCUCCUCCAGAAUACUGAGAGCAGCAGCAACGGCGUUUAUGAAUUAGGAUCAGGAUAUCGUUGGAGUGGCGAGCAUGCAGUUGGUGAAAACGACAGUGUCUUGGCUAUGCCGGACAUGAUACCAGACAGCCACCCGUCCAUCUUUGACGACAUUCUCUCGGACGACAAUGAGGCGUAUAUCAUCUGGAGCAUACCAUCAACAAGAACUAAGCAACAACCACCACUCUCAACGUCAACGGCAGGACCGUCGUCAGGAGGGGUGUCUUCAGUUUCAGCGUUGCCAGAAUCAGUCAAGCACCCCGCAGGAUCGGAUGCAUCUUCGUUAACAGCAGCAGCAACAGCAGCAACACAACACCAACAACAUCCAUCGUCAUCGUUGGACAAAGUAGAGACCUCUGCGGGACAGGAUCGUUCCAUGAAGAAGCGAUGGUCAACCAUUGAACCCCUGAAUGUCCGUAUCAAAGAAGCCAAUCGGUCAACAGAGACCCUCGACUCACUCGGUCAAUCAAAACCAGCCAAGCAGGACGGUAGCAGCACACCCACCGCCGCCACCACCUCAGGAAGCAAUCUUCGACCUCCGAAAACACUGACCACUACUGCUACCCCCGCAACUACUACCACCGCCACAGAACUUCAGCAAAAGAACAGAGUGAUCAUGGCCGCCACUGUCGAGAAGUUGGUAGAGAAGUUGACGAGUGAGAUUGACUACACGUUCCUGACGGACUUUUUUCUCAUCUACCGACUCUUCAUCACACCAAUGGCACUCUUGAAACUCAUCAUCGUCAGGUUCCAUUGGGCUCUAGUUGACGACUCUCCCCAGCGACAGAUCGUACGGAUCAGGACAUUUGUCACCCUACGCCAUUGGCUCCUCAACUACUUUGAAUUCGACUUUAUGCGAUCCAAGGACCUCCGCCAGAUGUUGGGGCUUUACCUUCGCUCCCUGACAAAGCAUCCCAGGGUGACGAGCAGUAUGCGCGAGCAGCGGAUUGUCAAGGAGUUGAGACGGUAUGUGCAGAGUCUGAAGACGAUCCAUUACCGGAAGUUGGCUCAGCAGAAACUGGAGAAGCAGAGUCGUAAACAGCAGCAACAGUUGUUGGUUGAACGAAGACGUCGUCUUCAAGCCAAAAGAUCCUCCGCAGGUCGUCGAGGUUCUUCUUUUGUUGACCGCCCAUGGUCUGGAAUUGUUCUCUCUGCCAUCCCUCAGGGCCAGCCAUCCAGCAACCGCUCCAGCGUGAUCCUUGGCACUACUACGACCACCAACAGGCAAAGCGCCGAGUCGGAGGCAAUGACCGAGAUCCUCACGGUCGAGUUCCGAUCCAGCGACCAGUCGGAUGAUGACUAUAAUGAUAUGGAUGAGGGCGACAACUUUGACGAAGACGACGAGGAUCUCUAUGACGAGGAUGGUGACCUAUACGACGAUCUAGAUGAGGAUGACAGUCAGGGCCUAUACUCAGAAUCGGGAGCCUCGGCAGAGGGUGAUGGGUUUGAGUCCUCAUCCGAGAACAGUCUGUACCAUAGCGAGUACGAUUCGGAGUACUCGGAUUCUGUGGAAGGGGAGGAUUACCAUGCGGUGGAUGGCGAGCAGGAUCAACAGCAAUGGACAGUGGAGACUGCUAGCGUUGGCGCCGAGAAAAUUGUAGAGGUAGAAGGUCUGACUGUAUCGUCAGCACAGCAGGAGGAAACCCUACAGUCAGAUUGCUACCUCCCCUCACCGGCAUUCUCCCCGCGGUCGGGCAAACCCAACAACCAAGGAGGCUCGGGCUCCUUCAGUUCCCGUCUGGGACCGAGCGCUGGCAGCUCGACAGCGUCCAGAACCCGUGCUCGAGGUACACGACCGGGUCUGCCCGAUUUCCAAGCCGGAAUCAAUGCCAACAGCAACAACUCAAAGGUCAAUCCUAGUCCGCUGCACCAGACCUCCUCUGGCGUAGGCGUCGGCGCUGGCGCCGGCAGUAGGAGAAGCAGUCGGGCAAAGACACAUUCGCGACCACUUUCGACGUUCCAGCCACUAUUGUCGCCUCCACUCUCAGCACACCCGCUUUCCCCCCGGGGCUCACUUCGUUCUGUUGAACGUUAUAUGAACCCGCCACCGAGGUCGGUGGCCUCGACCGAGAAGAAGAAACCUUGGUCCCGGUACAUGAGCGCCACUGUCGGUCGACUGUCAAAGAUGAAGCGAGUCUUUUCCUCCAACGACCACAAGAACGACGGUCGAUCUGGAGAAGGUAGAGGGGGAAGUGGUGUUAGAAGCAACACGGGCUUUGGUCGUACAAGGUCAGAUCGAUACUGGCAAGGCAACAUGUCCGACCCUGAAAGCGAGAAGGUGUCGUACUUGUUGGCUUGUCCUGGGAUGAACAUCCUCCUUUCGAAUUCUGAGGACCGCCAUAGAUCUUCUGGUCGUGGAGGGUCCGGGAAUAAGCGAGGAGGGCGGUUGGACAAGGAGGAUGGGCGGAGUGGGUGGUCGAGUGAAGGAGAUUACUCACAGCAUGAGCUUACCCGUCAGAGGAACCAGGAGAUUCUUUCGAACGCUGGCGACCAGGAUGAGGAACUCGCCAAGGGCAGUGGCAGCAGGAACAUGGGCGAACCUUCGCCGUUACAUGACAGCCUCCAACAUCAGCGUCAUUCUAAUCAUCAUUCGGCCGCCACCAUUGAACAAGUCUCGACACCGACCAAGGAUGGCGCAGGUCUGUUUGAUAACGAUGUCCAGGAAGUCGAGUCGUUUGACAUGGAUAGUGAGACCAGCGGCAAGAGCGUCUGUUCUGAAUGUGAGCGCGAGCAGUACUUUUCUAGCCCCGCGGCCCUGCAGAGACCCAUCUCCUUGACUGUCGAUACCGCCGACGAGGACGAAGAGGAGGACGACAAAGCCGAAGAAGGAGACGCCGGAUCUCACACCGAUCCUGAGUCGAAUCCCGAAGAAUGUCAUUGCCAAGGAGAUUGCGAGUGUACCAAGGACCUCGACACCGCAGACCACCCAUUGACCCAUGGUCGAGUCCCGAACCUCCGCAGGACCAACCAACGCAACCGUCACGCUCAGGAUCAGCGAGCGUCCUGGAUGACCCUGUCGUCGACGACAUCGUCGAUGUUUGGACCGUUGUUGAAUGGAAACCAUUUACCGCCUCGGCAAGCUAUCCGGCAGAGGGGCGCUAUUGGAAACGUUGAUCGGUUUGUGGAAAAGUUUCAAAAUGAUCAGGCGAAUGAGGCUGGUGCUGCUGGUGGUGGGUUGCGGGCUACAUUCGAGUCGUCUGAGGUGCCCGCUGGGGGGACUGCUAUUGCACCUCCUGCUCACAUUCAAGGGGGUUACGUUGCAGAGCCUGUCAGCAUCCAUCCAUUUGCUUCUGAUAUGCACCCUAUCGGUCCCUUGACACCCAUCAUCUCACCCAGUCCUCCUUUCGGCAACCAAACUGAAGGUCCUCGUGAGCUCAUCCAGUCCCAACCAUCAACAUCAAAACCUACCAAACCAGCAAUGAAUCCCGGCCGCUCCAACUCCCAACCCAACCUCCUCACAACCUUCUCCGACUCCGCCCUCCAAAACGAAGGCAGUGGCGUUGCACCCUGGAGCCCCAAUCAUCAACAUCACCAUCAUCGCCAAGGACGCAACUCGCACCUGUUAGACAACUGUCGCCAUACCAACAAUACCCAGCGAUCUUCCCAAACCCCCCCUAACCAGAUCCCUCACCGCCUCACCCACCAGCAACGCCAUCAGUAUUCCUUUGACCAUACCAGCACCCGACGAGGAAGCCUCGACCCCUCUUCCAUAACCAGUCGUAGCCAAAUAACGUAUUCUCCUUCCUCGCGCCAUGACCGACCCCGCCUCCCACCACCUCUCCUUCCUGCAACUCCGCAGAAACCCCGCCUCCAGAUCCAAGUCGACAGCCCGUCACGUCUUCUACGACCUCAACCCAUAGAGUCGGUAUCAAUAGUGCUGCAGUACAGUUCUGAACUGAUCGCCCAACAGCUGUGUUUAAUCGAACGCGAGAUGUUGAGUCAGGUGCAGUGGUAUGAGCUAGUUGAUGCUGGGUGGACCAAGAAGAAAACUCCCUCUACAAAGGCGAGUUCCUCUGCUGCUUCUCCGCAGAAGGAGCCGUCCAAGGGGAGUGGGUCGUCGGUGGCGUCUUCUAUUCAUAUCAACGAGGCCAGUUUGGUCGCUGUGGCUGCUGCCGGAAGUAGAAGGAAGGUGAGUGUACUGGAGAAUGAAUUGGAGGGUGGUGGUGGUAACAUGAAUGAUCGCAGUUCUGUGCGUAGGUCUGAAGGCACUGUAACACCUACUCCCCGAGCCCGAGUCAGUGGUGGAGGAGGCGCAAGUGGACCUGUGGAAGGUGAGCAGCGUUCAAAGGUGGUGGAGGAUAGUAUUGGGAUCAAGCGACUUGUCGAUCGCUUCAACCUGACAUGUCAAUGGGUGACAUCUGAGAUUGUUCGCACAGAGGAUCUUCAAGAGCGAGUUAAAGUCGUCGAGAAAUUCAUCCGCAUUGCCCAUACAUGCUACAACCACUCAAACUUUAGUUCGCUAAUCCAACUGAUGCUGGGCCUACAAUCGCAUAACGUCUCCCGUCUGAACCAGACAUGGGCGCGAGUGCGUGCUCAGGAGAUGAGGAUCAUGGAAGAUCUUGUCGAGUACACGUCGCCGUUUCAUAACUGGAAACAUCUCCGGGAUGAUAUGAAGAGUAUUGCAGACGAGUGGGGAGGAUCCGGUUCUGGUGGUGGAGGUGGAGGUGGAGGUGCGGGUGCGAGUGUGGCGGCAGUACCUGCUGCAACUGAAAAGGCUCCACCUACGUCGGGUGGUACGAUGGCAUCCUCGUUCUUUGGAAUGAGACGACCCUCGAAAGAUCCUACAAUGGCGACUGCUGCUGCUCUGGCUUUGCAGUAUAAAGGAACGGCGUCCUCGUCUGGUUUGGGGUCUAAGGUGUCGUCGCCGACUACGCAUGCCAAGGAGAAGGAGUUGAAGAUGAGUCAACAAGAGAAGGAUGCUGCUGCUGCCAAGGCCAAUCAGCCUAAAGGAUGUAUUCCUUUCCUCGGCCUCUAUCUGUCCGAUCUGGUGUUUAAUGCAGAAUUACCAUCCUACGUCGACCCAACCACCCGCAACACCCAAAACAACCAACAGCAACAGCAACAGCAACAGCCACAAGGGUCCCAGGCAUCAUCAAGGCGCCCAUCCACAUCAACAUCCGCAACAGCGGCUUCCACCGCACCAUCCCCGCCAUCAUCCUCCACAACCUCCUACCAACCCACACCCACACCCACAACACCCACCGAACCACCACCACCACCGCCACGCUUACUGGUGAACAUUCAUAAGCACCGAACAACGGCAACGAUCAUCAAACGGAUCUUGACGUUCAAGACGUUGGCGGGGAGGUAUCCUUUUGAACAGGAUCCGGAUGUGAGGCAGGUGUUAAUGGCUAUUCGAGGGUUGGAUCCUAUUGAGAUUUCGAGGUUGAGUAGUGCCCAUGAGGGAUGA
Molecule: messenger RNA, 5715 nt
Organism: Linnemannia hyalina
Lineage: Eukaryota; Fungi; Mortierellomycota; Mortierellomycetes; Mortierellales; Mortierellaceae
Source: the annotation of a GenBank genome assembly